AUGAUAAUGAAUCGGCACAUCAUCAGGCAUAAUAUGGAAUUUAGCGACCCAAUGAAGUAUUGGCAGUUGGACAAGAAUAAACUUCCUUUGGCCAUCACUGACAAGUUCUACGAUGACGCCAUCUACCAAGCGGACGACCUUUUUUCUAAAAGGAAGCAUAACCUAUUCGUUAAUAACUGCCACCACCAUGUCGCCAUGGUCCUGAAUAACAUAAAGUAUAAGGGGAGAUCCGACUGGACCCCGUUCAAGGUGGUCUUAAAUCUAGUGAUCCAUGGCCAUUUCGUCUCGUGGAAAUACUUUUUCGUGCUGUACGGACCCUUCCUGUUUAUCCUCCUGCUGUUUGUCUUCCUCGCAGUCGCCUUUUAG
Messenger RNA from Plasmodium cynomolgi strain B, 366 nucleotides. RefSeq lists its product as hypothetical. The coding region runs from base 1 to 366 and encodes 121 amino acids. NCBI's taxonomy places the organism in Eukaryota, Apicomplexa, Aconoidasida, Haemosporida, Plasmodiidae. The transcript is spliced from 8 exons. The record is from RefSeq and is a predicted model, not a curated record.